GCCAAAUAUAGAUGUCUUCUUAUUCAAAACUGGUUGGAUACAUAUGAAUUUGCACAUAACAAUCAAACUGAGGUAGAAGCAGUUAAUAUAAAAGAAGCAAUUGAAUAUUGUGUAUCAGCAUGGGAUAAAGUAUCAUAUGAGACAAUUAAAAACUGUUGGCAUAAAACAGGAAUACUUCCAGUUGAAUUAGAUCAUAAUGACCUACCUCAAGAAGAUACUUCAUUAUAUAAUGAAUAUCUGAAUGAUGAGAACGAAGUUGAUUAUCUUAUUGAACAACUUUCAAUUAAUACUAAUGAUCUUUUAUCUGCCUUAGAAUAUAUAAAAAUUGAUAAUGACCUAUCUACAACCGAAAUACCUUUAAACCAAGAAAUUUUAGCCGCUCUUCAAGAAGAUGAUGAUGAUGAUACAAGCGAGCCCUUAAUUCAAAUUCUACUUAAAACAGUAUUGGAAAGUUUGGAGAAUAUAAAGCUGUUAUUGUUGAAUCUACCAGAAGCCUUACAUAUUGAAAAUGAUAAUUCAAAG
Messenger RNA from Racocetra persica, 522 nucleotides. Lineage: Eukaryota; Fungi; Glomeromycota; Glomeromycetes; Diversisporales; Gigasporaceae. The record is from the annotation of a GenBank genome assembly.